GCUGCGGAGGCUUUGGCUUCGAUUCUUGAGACGGAGGCGGCGGCGGCGGCGCUUUGUUCGCUUUCUCGAAAUGUCCUUCCUCUUUCGAAAAUUUCUGGAGGAUAAGGAGGUUACUUGUAGUAAAGUCCAAACCUUGAAUGACUGAGCUCAUGUGGAUGCAACUCAAAGAUGCUCAUUUGGGCUGCCAAUGUACUUGCAAAGAGUUCAAUAUUUACUAGAGAUCCAAGACAUCUUCAGUUUGAAGCUGACUUACAUCGUCUCUUUCUUUAUACCAGCUAUAAUCGUCUGGGAAAGAAUGCUGAUGAGAAUGACAUUGAAGAGAUCAUUGAUAUGGCAAACAAAGCCUCUGUUAAAGAUCGAUGGAUUCAAGUCCAAGAAAAUGUUCAUUUUCAAUUCAAAAACAUGUGCCAGGUCAUGGAUGAAAUUCUUCUUUCUGACACAAGAAGCAUAAAUGGUAAAUCUUGUUCAAGUUCAUCCUUCCAGAAUGGUCCUCUACAAAGUGAAUUGAGUUUUUCUGUCGGAAAAGGAACGCCUAAUAAUGAAUCUGUUGUUCCUGUUACACAGCCAAUGACACGCGAGGAAUUAUCUCAGGGUCUGAAGGAAUGCAUUGGCUAUACACUUGAUAUAAGGCCAUCUGAAAUUCCUCAUGAGGAAGCUGGCCAAGGCUUGUUUCUUGAUGGUGAAGCUGAUGCUGGAUCUAUCAUAGGAUUUUACCCUGGGCUGAUAUAUUCACCAGCUUACCACCGGUUCAUUCCAGGCUAUCCCAUGGUUAAUGCUUCCAACGCCUAUCUUAUUACAAGGUAUGAUAGAAUUAUGAUUGACGGACAAACUUGGGGUCGUGGUGGUGAAGCCCGAGAGUUGUGGGAUAGUAAUUCACAAUUCAAGGAGCAUCUCUCUGAAGAAUCCAAUAGAAGAUCUGAUGGGAUUUGGAGAAUUUUUAGUAAACCAGUCGAAGAUAACAACAUAGUAACCUAUGAGGAAGUACUUGAAAGGCGCAAUCCUCUAGCUUCUGCACAUUUUGCCAACCAUCCACCCAAAGGGGUAGCACCUAAUGUCAUGGUUUGCCCGUAUGAUUUUCCAUUGACUGAGAAAGACAUGAGAGUUUAUGUUCCUAACCUUGUUUUUGGACUCGAUCAAAGUGUCAACAGGAAGAGAUUUGGCACUUCUUGGUUCAAAUCAGGAAAUGCUGAUGUUCAAUAUGGCAACUCUCCGGUAUUAAAAACAAUUGUACUUGUUGCUACAAGGGAUAUGUGCAAUGAAGAACUUUUCUUGAACUAUAUGUUGAGCAACCAAAAGAAACAUCCAUCGUGGUAUACUCCAGUUGAGGAAGAAGAUCCUUGUUGAUGGGGAUAGUAACCAGGUCUUCAGUAACAUUUUAAAAAGUUGUUUGCAUAGUCUGCUGAUCUAGUUGCUCCUGUCAGUUAGGUAAUCAUGCCAAGAAGUUUGUUGCUGCAUUUUUUCUCAACAAAGUACUAGAGAUAGAAUUUAUUUCCAUUAUAUGAUGAUUUUCUGCAUUGUCAUAUCUAAACUGAGAAUUAUGAAGUUUUUGGCUAUUGCAAUAUGCAUCUAUAAUCAAACA
Molecule: messenger RNA, 1579 nt
Organism: Zingiber officinale
Lineage: Eukaryota; Viridiplantae; Streptophyta; Magnoliopsida; Zingiberales; Zingiberaceae
Exons: 5
Coding region: 169-1344 (391 amino acids)
Source: RefSeq, a predicted model, not a curated record